Periconia digitata is the source of this 983-nucleotide messenger RNA. The record is from the annotation of a GenBank genome assembly. Lineage: Eukaryota; Fungi; Ascomycota; Dothideomycetes; Pleosporales; Periconiaceae.
UCUCUUGUACCCGCCGAUCCAUCUUCAGAGACUUCCACGGCGACAAGUUCAAAUUGCCUCAAAGCUUCCAUCUGUGAACAUCUACGACAAGUUAUUUCCUGCUUUUUUUCUGCCUGCUUUGACAUUAACGCCGUGGUAAACCAAGCAUCAUCCCUGGAACGAGCAGAACAACAUCACUUUUGGCUGAACAUCGCAGGCCAUUGGGCCGCCUCCGGAAUUGAAUGCAUCUGGCUGGAGUAGAAGGCACAAUUAUCCCUAGCAAAGGAUAGAUUUGGCAAUCCUUGAUAACACGCUUCUAGAAAUCGACGGGAGACAAAUCCCAUCAUUGAUGAGCAACAAUGGAACUCUAUCCUUGUAGAGAUAUCAUGCUCAGGCCGUUCUUUGUAAAAUAACUACCGCAUCAUUGAAUGGGAUUCAUGAUAAAUGGCAUGGAGUCGCCGCUCCCACCCAUGCUCUUUAAUGACACGCUUUUGCCUUCAAAGAAGAGUUGCUUCUAAUUCCAGAGAACUUUGAAAAGAAACUACCAAGAAUCUCUAUGAACACUAUUCUAUUCUCUCUACAACAAGCACAAGUAUACUCCGCGAUGGGCUAGCACGUUUCCCAUCAUCAACAAGAAUGCGCAACAAACUAUCACUGAGUGACCAGUCAAAAAGUUUUUCCUCUAAUAUAUUUCCUUGUUUAUUGAUUGUACUUCGUCAUUCAUUACAUCUUUCUAAUGAACAAGGCGGCACUUUAUACAGUGAAAGCGAACAUCUCCCAGCACAUGAACAAAACACAUUCCCAAAAUCACUCCCAUCCCACAGUACUCAGUCCCGGUAGCCCAUCGAUAUCUUUCCAGAAGAACCCUCAACUACCAGUCUCUCAUCAAGUGCCCAUCAUCACGAUCUAACUCCAUGCCUCUUUCGUAUAUCUAAGACUACUCCGCUACUAUCUCUCUCAAACCACGCCUCUCUUUUAUCGACCACUACGAAAGCUAGAACAAC